This is a messenger RNA of Meleagris gallopavo (turkey), 1775 nucleotides long. It is a transcript of the gene AGA, whose product is annotated as aspartylglucosaminidase. The record is from RefSeq and is a predicted model, not a curated record. NCBI's taxonomy places the organism in Eukaryota, Metazoa, Chordata, Aves, Galliformes, Phasianidae. Gene Ontology annotation, molecular function: N4-(beta-N-acetylglucosaminyl)-L-asparaginase activity. Gene Ontology annotation, cellular component: lysosome; cytoplasm. Gene Ontology annotation, biological process: protein deglycosylation.
UUACAGAAUGUGGUACCAGAUUCUUCAAAAUCCUGUGGACCAUAUAAGCGGCUUGAAAAAGUUUCAUUUGAAGAAGAGACCAUUUCUCAAAAAAACAUUCGUAAUCAUGAUACUAUUGGUAUGGUUGUAAUUGGUAAGAAUGGAACCGUUGUUUCUGGGACAUCUACCAAUGGUGGCGUCCACAAAAUUCCGGGCCGUGUUGGAGAUUCUCCAAUAGCUGGAGCAGGAUCCUAUGCUGAUAGCACAGCUGGAGGAGCUGCAGCUACUGGAGAUGGUGACACCAUGAUGCGUUUCUUACCCAGCUAUCAAGCAGUGGAGUAUAUGAGGAUGGGAACAGACCCGACAGUAGCCUGUCAGAAAGUUAUUUCCAGGAUUCAGAAGCAUGUUCCAAACUUCUUUGGUGCUGUUAUAUGUGCCAAUAUAACUGGAAGUUAUGGUGCUGCAUGUAAUAAAAUUCCAGGAUUCACUCAGUUUCACUUCAUGGUUUUUAGCCCUUUGCAAAGUCAGCCUGCUGAGCAAGUAGUAGAUUGCAUUUAAUUUCUUUUACCCUAUUGACAUCUAAACUUAGAGGGGGAAAGUGCUAAUAUUCCCAAGGUAUCACUUUUUAAAAUAUUUCUUUAAUUUUGUUGUUUUGAAAUCAUGUGAACAAGUACAAAUAUAUGUUGAUGUGGAUGCUUUUCUGUUUUUAAUAUGUUCUUUUUCAUAUUGUGUAGUGCUGUUAAACUUAAGCUGUAAUUUUUUCAUCUCAUUAAUUUGCCAAAUUAUUUCUAAAUGAUUUCAGGGAGGUAUUUGAGAGCAAGAUUUAAAAAAAAAAUAGACUCUGUGCACUUUAAGGAAAGUGGAUAAAACUGCAAAAUUAUUUUUAGCGCUGGCACGUUCACAGUUAGUAUGGAAGGAUUCUGCUUUAUUUAAAAAUCAACAUUUAAGUGAAAUGGCUGAAAUUAAUGUGUCUCACUACUGAAAUCACUUAAGUCAGGAAUUUAAUAGACGUUACCUUACAUCUCAACUCUUUUUUGCAAACCUAACAGUUAAACUGUGGUUCUCAGUACUGCACGAAGUUAUCUAUUGUAUAUUCGCUUCCAAAUAAUGCCACGUUUCAUCCAUUUUUUGGGGAAGUAGAGAUUUGGUCAUUGGAAAAAGACUUUCAAAAAAGGCUCAUAAAGUAGACAAGUAAUCGUACGGCAUGUACAGAGAUGAAGUGUCUAACAGCUUUUCUACUCUAUCUGCUUUCUUAAGAGCUAAAUAAACAAAAGUGAUCUAUAAUAACACUAUCUAGACAUUCACUUUUCCAUUUAAAAACAAGUAUUUGGCAGAAAUCUGGAAUAAAGGGCAGGGAGGAGAAAGGGCUCUGCAUGUACACAGGAGAUUUAUUUAAAGAAUGUUUAAUUGUUUUUCUGAGAUUUAGUCCUGGUUUUCCUUUCUCUUGAAAAGAAAAUUACAUGCAAAUGUUAGCAAGGAAGGAAAGAGAAUUGAAGAGUAGUGGUGAAGAUUUUGAAGUCUCAAUUAAAAGAUUGAGAAAUGAGAGAACUUUUUUUGAGAAUAGCUGAAAAUGUCUUUGGAUGAAGAGGAAAUCCAGUUAGUACACGUUUUCAAGGAGUGUUGAAAUCUACUGAUAGUAAAUGGGAUGUGAGAUUGAUUUUCCACAUUGCAAAUUAAAUUAUGAAUCUUAAUCACAGUGAUUUGUCACAAGUGCGCUGUGUGUUUACAUUUCCCUAUAGCACCUUACCACUGCAAACAUGGAGUUGCUUACCUAAAGCAUGGUAGUUUAAAAAAAA